GUGAACAUGCUCUCUGCCAGGAAGUUGUCUGGAGUCCGCAGAACCAUCAGAUUCCAUAAUUUCAGAUCCCAUUCUGCAUCUAGAACUUCUCCAAACUUGGCUUUCGUGCCAACCUGUCUUCCCCCAGAUCCUAUAGAAGUAGAGAAGCUGCAGCAUUUUGUUUCUAAGUCCAAGAGGCUGUUUGUAAUAACUGGAGCUGGGAUCUCGACUGAAUCAGGGAUCCCAGAUUACCGCUCUGAAGGCAUUGGGCUCUACGCCAGGACAGACAGACGGCCCAUGCAGCAUGCUGAGUUCAUCCGGAGUGCCAGUGCCCGGCAGCGGUACUGGGCAAGGAACUUUGUGGGCUGGCCCCAGUUCUCCUCCUACCAGCCAAACACAGCACACUUGGUCCUAAGAGACUGGGAGAAGCUGGGGAAGCUGCACUGGCUGGUGACCCAGAACGUGGAUGCCCUUCACACCAAAGCUGGGAGCCAGCGCCUGACAGAGCUGCAUGGCUGCACACACAGGGUUUUCUGUCUGGCCUGUGGAGGCCAAAUCUUGCGCUCUGAACUUCAGGAGCAAUUUGAAGCUCUGAAUCCUACCUGGAAAGCUGAAGCAUUUGGUGUGGCUCCAGAUGGAGAUGUAUUCCUGACAGAUGAGCAAGUGUGUAAUUUUCAGGUCCCAGCCUGCUCUAAGUGUGGUGGAAUCCUGAAGCCGGAUGUGACAUUCUUUGGAGACACAGUUUGCCCAGAGAAAGUGAAUUUUGUGCGCCAGCGCCUGGCGGAAUCAGACUCCAUGCUGGUGGCAGGAUCCUCUAUGCAGGUAUACUCUGGUUACAGGUUUGCUCUUGCUGCCCAGGAGAAGCAGCUGCCAAUUGCAGUCCUUAACAUUGGUCCUACAAGGUUAGAUCACUUUGCAUCCUUAAAACUGAAUGCCCGCUGUGGAGAGCUGCUGCCUUUGAUUGUUGUCUGA
This is a messenger RNA of Nestor notabilis (Kea), 951 nucleotides long. RefSeq names its product sirtuin 4 (gene SIRT4). Gene Ontology annotation, molecular function: NAD+ binding; NAD-dependent protein lysine deacetylase activity. The annotation marks the transcript as partial. The record is from RefSeq and is a predicted model, not a curated record. Lineage: Eukaryota; Metazoa; Chordata; Aves; Psittaciformes; Psittacidae. The transcript is spliced from 3 exons.